ACAAACGGAUCAUGUUGUAUACUCUCUCUCUUCGCCCUAUCUUCUUCUUCCUUUUCAUCUCUCUCUAAAAAAACACUCAAUCCAAUCAACCCAAAAUCUCAACAAAAUUCCCCACCACCAUCAAUCCAAAUCCAAAACCCUAAUCCCCAAUCCAACCAAACACCCAAAAAGCACAAUUCUUUACCCCCAAUUAACACCUACCCUUUUCAAUUACCCACCGCAAUUUCACCCAAUAAUCUUGAAUCAUCAUCGUUUAUCGGUUAUUCAUCGAUCGAAUCGAAUAACAGAACCGGAAAUCGGUUAAUCAGCGAUGACGAGACGAUGCUCUCAUUGCAGUAACAAUGGACACAAUUCAAGAACUUGCCCUAAUCGAGGUGUGAAGCUAUUUGGGGUCCGGAUUACUGAUGGGUCGAUCCGAAAGAGUGCCAGUAUGGGGAACUUGAGCCACUAUACCGGAUCCGGUAGCAGCAAUCUUUUAAAUGGGUUUUCCGGCGGCGGCGGCGGCGAUCUUGAUUCGCCGGGUGAUACUCCGGAUCAUAACGCUGCUGCUGACGGGUACGGGUCGGAGGAUUUUGUUGCCGGGUCGGGUUCAAGCCGUGAAAGGAAAAAAGGUGUUCCGUGGACGGAGGAAGAACAUAGGAUGUUUUUGUUAGGUUUACAAAAGCUCGGAAAAGGCGAUUGGCGUGGGAUUUCUAGAAACUAUGUGAUUACGCGGACACCGACUCAAGUUGCAAGCCAUGCCCAAAAGUAUUUCAUAAGACAGAGCAAUAUUUCUAGGAGAAAAAGACGGUCCAGCCUCUUCGAUAUCGUAGCUGAUGAUUCUCCCGACACUCAUAUGAUGCCGUCUCAUGACUACCCUGGCGGGAACCCGUCACAACCAGAGGCUCAAUCCAUAAACAACCCGUUAACCAUACCGACACUAGAAGAGGAAGAAGACGAAGGCGAGUCAAUGGAUUCCGCAAACUCAAACACAGUUGACUUUCCCGUCGACUCAACACCUGCGAAUCUCGAGGGUGCACAAUGCGUGUAUCCGGUUAUGUUUCCAGCAUACAUGCCUCCACUCAUACCGGUCGCUAUCCCCUACUGGCCCGGACCAGGGUCGGUUCAAGAUCAACCUACAUCGGUCAAAACGGAGUCUCACGAGGUUCUUAAGCCAACGGCUGUUCAUUCAAAGAGCCCGAUCAAUGUGGAUGAUCUUGUUGGCAUGUCGAAGCUGACUUUAGGAGAGUCGAUUGGUGAUGGUGCGCAGGCUUCACUGAAACUUGUUGGCGGGCUGAGCCGGCAAUCUGCGUUUCAUGCAAGUAAUCCGGGUCCGAGAGCAUCAAAUAUCGAUCCGAAGCACAAUCCUAUUCAUGCAGUUUAGAUGGUAAAAAAAGGUUUCGGUUUGUUCUUGGUUUUAAUUAUGCAGUAGGAUCUAGCUAUGUUUGUAAUGAUGUUUCAACAGAUCAGAAAACCUCUGUAUACAAUAUGAUAUCUUUCUGCCUGUUUUAUGGUU
Messenger RNA from Helianthus annuus (common sunflower), 1495 nucleotides. Its product is annotated as transcription factor MYBS3. Bases 311 to 1363 code for a protein of 350 amino acids. Gene Ontology annotation, biological process: response to auxin; response to gibberellin; response to ethylene. Gene Ontology annotation, molecular function: DNA binding; zinc ion binding. The record is from RefSeq and is a predicted model, not a curated record. The transcript has 3 exons. NCBI's taxonomy places the organism in Eukaryota, Viridiplantae, Streptophyta, Magnoliopsida, Asterales, Asteraceae.